Molecule: messenger RNA, 2921 nt
Organism: Scomber japonicus (chub mackerel)
Lineage: Eukaryota; Metazoa; Chordata; Actinopteri; Scombriformes; Scombridae
Gene: anks3
Product: ankyrin repeat and sterile alpha motif domain containing 3
Exons: 16
Coding region: 85-2025 (646 amino acids)
Cellular component (GO): cilium
Molecular function (GO): protein binding
Source: RefSeq, a predicted model, not a curated record
CAAAACAAAAAGUUUUAUCUUCAGAGAAAACAAGCUAACGGGACCUGUUGACUUCUUCACUGUUUUCAGGUGAGAGAAGAAAACAUGUCCGAGCUUAGCGACGAGGCCAGUGAGUGUGAGCAGCUGGGUGCCAGCCUCUCCCUGUGGCUGGGAGACUCUCUGGUGAGACCCGAGGAGCUGGAUGUACCUCUGGACCUCCACACUGCCUGCUCCAUCGGCCAAUACGACGUGGUGGCGGAGUGCAUCAAAAAACGAGAGGUGGACCUGAAUGGCAAAAAUAUUGGAGGAUGGACCCCGUUAAUGUAUGCAUCCUACAUCGGCCAUGACAACAUCGCAAAUCUCUUGCUUGAGGCUGGCGUGAAUGUAAAUGCCUCCACUGCCAAAGGACUGACCCCACUGAUGCUGGCAGCAAGCUGUGGGAAUGAAAGUAUUGCAUACUUUCUGCUUCAGCAAGGUGCUGAGUUGGAGCUGAAGGACUCUCGAGGCUGGACCGCUCUGUUCCACUGUACGAGCACAGGUCACCAGCAGAUGUUGAAGUUCCUGCUGGAUAACAACGCAGAUGCCAACGUAAAGGAGCCGGGAUCAGGUUUUACUCCCCUGAUGGAAGCUGCUGCUUCUGGACAUGAAAUCAUUGUUCAGUACCUGCUUGAUCAUAAAGUUAAAGUCGAUGACCGCAAUGUUAAAGGAGAGACUGCACGUGCCCUAGCCAUGAUGUACGGCUAUACCAAGAUUGUCAGCCACAUUGACUCACGUUCUCCGAGGUUCAAAGCAGGACCGUUUGAAGACCUGAGCUCCUCUGAGGACUCAGACAGCGCACCUCCAAGGAUCAGGCCAAGUCGUAACCGAGCUAAAGGCGCUAGCAUCCAUGAUGGGCCCCAGGCAAUCGCAAAGUUCCGAGUAGGAGGCCCCGGCAAACUGUGUGAGCCUCCUGCCGUGCCACCAGGCUACAUGACGUUCCGUGAUAUCGGGGAACAGAGUGAAGGUAUCUGCUAUCGUGACGUGACCUCACCCAUCAACGAGCUGGAUGGCCAGAGCAACAGCAGCAGAGAUGAUAGUCCAUUCUUUGACAAUGAUAUGCCCACCAUGAGGAGCAGCAGUAGCAGCAGUGAAGGCCUGCCUCAUGGGAUUGGCCACAAUUGGGAAGGCUCUGUGGAGAGUAAUGAGGACUCUGACCAGAGCAAAAAAAGCAUCGCUCGCAGAGUAAAUAAGGCCCAUCACUCAAAAGGCAAGGGUCGCCAUGGAAGCAGCGAUGCAGCUCACACUAGUGGUACAGGGAAUGGUGGUAUACGCUCGCAUGUUGGUCCUCCACCUUCCUACUCUGGUCCAAAGGAUCUGUCAGAGUUCUUGGAGCAAAUUGGCUUCUCUAAGUAUCUGCCCUUACUCGAGGAGCAAGACAUUGACCUGCGGAUAUUUCUCACCCUGACAGAGAAUGAUCUCAAAGAAAUAGGGAUCACAUUGUUUGGACCAAAGCGAAAGAUGACCUCAGCUAUAGCAAGAUGGCACAGUAGUGCUCGACCUCCCAGCGAUGCUCUCGAACAGGCGUAUGCUGACCAGCUAGAGGCUGAGAUGCAGGAGAUGGCCAUCCAGCUACACAAACGCUGUGAGGAGGCGGAGAGCCUGCAGAGCCAGGUGUCUCAGGAGAAAGAGCUGCGUACGGUGAUGGAGGGAUGUCUGAUGGAGGACAAGAUGGCAUGGAGGAGGGUCCACACUGAGCUGGUGGAGAACCACAGGCUGGCCCAGGAAAUGAAUGCCUCGAUGGCAAAUGCCAGAGCCUGCCGCUCUGAACUGCUCUCCAGUCUCACUACUGAUGGGAAUGGCAGCUUUUAUACACCCGUGGAAGAUAAAACUAAAGCUGACACUGGUGUUAAUGCUGUAGGGGUCCCGACUCGUUCCAGUGUUGUAGAGCUGAUGAAGAAGCUGGAUUCCUAUGAAGAGGAACUGGCGGCGACCAUGCAAACUGUGCUUCAGAGUCUGAGGCGACUGAGUGCCCCCGAAAAAGUCUCUGAUAGCUGGGAAAGGCCUUAAUUUUACAAGGGGCUUCUGCUAAUAUUGACGGAGGGUGAGCUUACCACCCUGAACAAUCUCAGUGAAAUGGGAGAAGGCCGAAGACAAGGCCAGCCCUGCCGGACCAGAACGGCUCGGGGAGUGAAGCGGCCGAACCCGCUGCUCCUUGGGGAUUGGCUGGUGGACCAGAGCUCGCCAGUGGCAACGGCAGCUGCUGCUGGGAAACGACAAGCAGGCAAGAAGGGCAUCUGACCCUCAUACGCUUGUGCUGGUGUAUACUGGACUCCUGUAGCUGCGCUGUGAAAAAAUGCACAGAGAGGAGGAGGAGAGGAGAAGGGAUGAAUUGGCGCAGCGCUCUACUGUGGAUCAGAGGCUGUAAUACUGUGAAGUUUCAACAAAACUGUACCCUCUUCUGACAUGAAAUGUGGUUUAAAUUAUGUUCUUACCACCAGAUAGAGAGGUACGCUUCUUAACAGUAGUGUAGUAGUCCGUGUAAUUCUGCUGAACUCUAGUUUGUGAUUUGAAUGAAAUCUUGUCAUUUGUAUGCUGUUGAUAGUUUUGAAAUGUCCUGCUGAAUGCAUUUUGAAGAGAUGAGAGAAAUGUGUGAAUCCUCUUAGUUCACUUUAUACAGCGAAACAUUUAAAUCCACCACGAUGGUCUUCUUUAUCCUCUCUAACUCUGUGGACAUUGGCGCAUGUAAAUGCAGAGUUACAGUAUCAAUAAAAAUAUAAAGUAUUCAAAUCUCAGAUUAUUGGACACAAUUUCAGAACACAGCCAAAGCAUUUCCAGCUGUAUUCCUACCUGAAGUAAAACCUUGUUUCCUGAGAUGCAGUGGUUGAUAACGAUGACCAAAACCAACAUUUUCUAUUUGUUUUAAAUGGACAAAGGUCUGAAAUACAUACACUACAGUGAAAGCA